UGCCUUGAAAGCGGCCGCAACCUUCACAUUCGUGGAUCCUGCGCUGCAUUUUGUUUCUUGGACCGCCGCAGGCUACUACUAGUAAAUCGUAAUACUACCAUGCCUCCAUGAUUCCGGUCUUCGCCGGCCCGGCCGCGGCGGCCUGUCGCGCAAGAACCGGGCAAAGGUCAUCGUAAAUUUGCGCAGAUAUCUUCUGUACCACAUUAUUAUGCCGCCGUCGGAGGUUCCAGCCAUAGGCGGGUGUACAGACGAGCGUAUAUAUAUCCGGCCUCCUUCCUCGCCCCUUUUCUUCCUCAGACCCUGUGUUGUGUGUGCUAGCUGCCUUCUACCCGCCUACAUCUGAUCCACUCGACCUUCGCCAUGGCUUUCACGUUGUUCGUCGCCUGGGUGGCGAUUGCUUUCCUCCUCCCCAUUUACCUCUUCGGUUUGCACCACGGCAAGCCUCGGUCCGUCGAGGUCGGCCAGGCCACAACAACUCGCAGUCGGGCCCGUCGUGCUCUGACCUCGGAAAAAGCCUUGAACGAGCGUCCCCAUCCCGAUGUCCACACCGUCCACGAUAUCAUUCUCCAUGCCGCCAAGCAGUUCCCCACCCGUCCCGCUAUGGGAGCUCGGUCCGUUAUUCGCGUGGUCACGGAGGAGAAGGAGGUGAUCAAGACGAUCGGUGGACAGCAGGUCACUGAGGUGAAGAAGUGGAACUUCUUCGAGCUGUCCGGAUACUCCUGGAUGAAUUACGCCGAAGUCAAGGAGCACGUCGCCAAGCUUGGAGGUGGUCUGCAGCACAUUGGAUUGAAGGCCGGUGACAAGCUCACCCUGUUCGCGGCUACCAGCCGUGACUGGCAAUUCAUGGCUCACGCCGCUUUCUCCCAAUCCAUCGCCGUCACCACCGCUUACGACACUCUCGGAGAGGAAGGUCUUACAUUCUCUCUGAACGAGUGCGAGAUCACCACCUUGUUCACCAACGCCGACCUUCUCAAGAUCAUGCCCAGCGUUGGCGCCAAUGUCCCAUCUUUGAAGAGGAUCAUCUACAAUGGAACCGCCGACGAGAAAGUGCUGGCCCGUAUCAAGGAGACCUUCCCUCACUACGCCCUCUACCACAUCGACCAAAUCGCCGCGUUCGGAAUCGAAUUCCCCGUCGACACCGUCCCCCCCAAGCCCGAAGACACCGCCGUCAUCAUGUACACCUCUGGCUCUACUGGUAACCCCAAGGGUGUUGUUCUGACUCACCGCAACAUUGUUGCUGCUGUUGCUGGCGCAAAGGACCGCGGAGACAUUAUUCUCCCCACCACCAGCGAGGUUUACCUUGCUUACCUUCCUCUCGCCCACGUUUUGGAACUUGUUACUGAGCACCUUGCGCUCGUUUGUGGAUGCGCCAUCGGUUACGGAAGUGUUCGCACCCUGACGGACGCUAGCGUUCGUAACUGCAAGGGCGAUCUGAAUGAACUUCGCCCUACUGUCAUGGCUGGUGUGCCCGCCGUUUGGGAAACCAUCCGCAAGGCCGUCAUGGGCAAGUUGAAGGCAAAGUCCCCCAACGUCAGGCGGAUCUUCGACCUGGCCGUCGCGCUCAAGUGGCAGCUGAUCCAAUACGGUCUCCCCACCGGCUUCCUGGACAACACCAUCUUCAAGCCCAUCCGCGCCCAAACCGGUGGCCGUCUCCGGUACGCUAUCUCCGGCGGUGCCCCCAUGCCCAAGGAAACCCAAAAGUUCAUGACCUGCACAGUCUGCCCCAUCCUCCAAGGUUACGGCAUGACAGAAACUUGCGCCGCCAACGUCAUCCAGCUCCCCACCGACCCAUGGAUGCUGGGUCGUGUCGGACCACCCACCUCCACCGUCGAGAUCGUGCUGGCCGCCGUCGAGGACACCAACUACCACCCAUCCAACCGACCACGUCCCCAGGGCGAGAUCUGGAUGCGCGGACCCUCCGUCAUGAAGGAGUACUACAAGAACCCCAAGGCGACCGCCGAGACGAUGACCGCCGACGGGUGGUUGAUGACGGGCGACAUUGGCGAGUUCUACCCGGACGGCACGAUCGCCAUCAUCGACCGUAAGAAGAACCUCGUGAAACUCUCCAACGGCGAGUACAUUGCUCUCGAGAAGCUCGAGUCGCAGUACAAGACCUCUCCCUACACCCACAACAUCUGCGUGUACGCCCACUCCGAGGAGGCGUUCGCCGUCGCGAUCGUUAACCCUAUCGAGAAGGAGAUCAUGACGCUCGCGAAGGAGUUGGGCGUCCCCGGUCAUUUCGAUGAGGUGUGCGAGAGCCCACUGAUCCUGAAGGCGCUGCUGGCGGACCUCAGGACGAUGGCCAAGAACGGUGGAUUCAAGCCCGCGGAGAUCCUUGGACACAUUGCCAUUGAUGCCGAGUUGUGGACACCGGAGAACCAGAUGCUGACUGCCGCGCAGAAACUCAAGCGCAAAGAGAUUGUUGAGGCCAACAAAGCCCGCAUCGCCGCCAUGUACAAGGCCGGCAGACAAUAAAGCCUCCCAACACACCUCUAGUCCCACAAUCCGAACGCACACACCUUACCCGCCAACGCAUACGACCGCGGCCUUGACUCUUUCUUGCAUCCAUCAUACGGCGUAGAAACCGCUUCACAUAGUACCCCUCAUAUAUCCAUUAACAGUAUCUAAUAUACGCAUAUAUAAUCGUAGUCACAGUAUUCUUUCAUCCCCGCCCGUCUCUCUGCUGGUAGAGCUAAUUUGGACAUUUGAAAAUGAAGGAAGCUGAAAAUGUGUCUGU
Fimicolochytrium jonesii is the source of this 2737-nucleotide messenger RNA. RefSeq lists its product as uncharacterized. Lineage: Eukaryota; Fungi; Chytridiomycota; Chytridiomycetes; Spizellomycetales; Powellomycetaceae. The record is from RefSeq and is a predicted model, not a curated record. Gene Ontology annotation, cellular component: endoplasmic reticulum; plasma membrane; lipid droplet. Bases 361 to 2475 code for a protein of 704 amino acids. The transcript has 3 exons. Gene Ontology annotation, biological process: long-chain fatty acid metabolic process; long-chain fatty-acyl-CoA metabolic process. Gene Ontology annotation, molecular function: long-chain fatty acid-CoA ligase activity.